Molecule: messenger RNA, 2616 nt
Organism: Cucurbita moschata (crookneck pumpkin)
Lineage: Eukaryota; Viridiplantae; Streptophyta; Magnoliopsida; Cucurbitales; Cucurbitaceae
Product: eukaryotic translation initiation factor 3 subunit B-like
Exons: 12
Coding region: 254-2413 (719 amino acids)
Biological process (GO): translational initiation
Cellular component (GO): eukaryotic translation initiation factor 3 complex
Molecular function (GO): translation initiation factor binding; RNA binding; translation initiation factor activity
Source: RefSeq, a predicted model, not a curated record
UUAUCUAAACCCUAUCUCUCCUUUGGCCGCUGCACCCGCGCCCCGCCGCUCGCCGUUCCUGCUCAGCACCGCCUCAUCGACUGCCGCCACACGCUGCACUCUUAGCCGUCGCAAUCUCAGUUGUCCCUCUCGGUGCAUCCUCCUCCAUCCGGCCGUGGCCGAUUAGCUGCUGUCUAUAACGCUGGCAUCGUUUCUACACUUCUCAUAAUUUGAAGACCUGACUCUUGCCGCCGAUAGAGUUAGUUAGUUCGUCAUGGCGGAUGUGAUGCUGAUGAAAGAUAUUGAGGAAACGGCUGAUCGGCUUGGGAUAGAUCUCGCCCAAGUUGAUUUUGACGCCAUUCGUCUCCCUCCCGGCGAGGAUUUCGGAAUCAUUAGUGAUGAUGAAGAGGUUCUACAAGAGGAGAGUCUAGAGUUUGAUUCUGGGUUCGGAAACAUUAUAGUUGUUGACAAUCUUCCGGUUGUUCCUCCGGAGAAGUUUGAGAAGCUCGAAGGUGUUGUUCGUAAAAUUUUUGGACAGAUUGGAGUUAUUAAGGAUGAUGGCCUGUGGAUGCCUGUUGAUCCUUCUACACAAAAAACUUUAGGGUACUGCUUUAUUGAGUAUGGCACUCCACAGGAGGCUGAGCUUGCCAAAGAGAAGACUGAUGGGUACAAGCUGGAUAGAGCACAUAUUUUCACUGUUAACAUGUUUGAGGACUUUGAUAGAUUUAUGAAAGUCCCAGAUGAGUGGGCUCCUCCUGAAAUCAACCCAUAUACUCCUGGGGAGAAUCUUCAACAGUGGCUUACUGAUGAAAAAGCACGGGAUCAGUUUGUUAUUCGUUCUGGUUCUGACACUGAGGUUUUCUGGAAUGAUGCUAGACAUUUGAAGCCUGAGCCUGUCUACAAGCGUCCAUUCUGGACCGAGAGUUUUGUGCAGUGGUCCUCGUUGGGGACUUACCUAGCGACAAUUCACCGACAGGGUGCUGCAGUUUGGGGUGGAGCAAGUACCUUCAACCGUCUGAUGCGCUUUGCCCAUCAACAGGUUAAGUUAAUUGAUUUUUCUCCUGGUGAAAAAUAUCUGGUAACAUACAGCAGCCAUGAGCCCAGCAAUCCUCGUGAUGCAAAUAGGAUUGUGAUCAAUAUUUUUGAUGUGAGAACUGGAAAAGUAAUGAGAGAUUUCAAGGGAAGUCCUGAUGAUUUUUCCACUGGAGGAACUGGUGGUGUUGCCGGCUUAUCUUGGCCUGUUUUUAGGUGGGGUGGUGGGAAAGAAGAUAAAUACUUUGCCAGGAUUGGGAAGAAUGUGAUUUCAGUCUAUGAAACCGAGACUUUCUCUCUUAUCGACAAAAAGUCUUUGAAGGUCGAAAAUGUUAUGGAUUUUUGCUGGUCCCCUACAGAUCCCAUUAUUGCACUGUUUGUUCCUGAGCUAGGUGGUGGGAACCAACCGGCUAGGGUGAGUCUUGUCCAAAUCCCGAGCAAGGAGGAGUUGAGACAGAAAAAUCUUUUCAGUGUUAGUGAUUGCAAAAUGUACUGGCAAAGCAAUGGGGAUUAUCUUGCUGUCAAGGUUGAUAGAUAUACGAAGACAAAGAAAAGCACGUACACAGGGUUCGAGCUAUUCCGCAUAAAGGAGCGGGAUAUUCCUAUUGAAGUGUUGGAGCUUGAGAAUAAGAACGAUAAGAUCAUUGCAUUUGCCUGGGAGCCAAAGGGGCAUAGGUUUGCAGUCAUUCACGGUGACAACCCAAGGCCAGAUAUUAGCUUUUACUCGAUGCGAAGCACUCACAACAGUGGCCGAGUGUCGAAACUUACAACUCUCAAAGGCAAGCAGGCCAAUGCUCUUUUCUGGUCACCUGCUGGAAGAUUCAUUCUUCUUGCUGGCUUGAAAGGUUUCAACGGGCAGUUGGAGUUCUACAACGUCGAUGAGCUGGAGACGAUGGCAACUGCAGAGCAUUUCAUGGCUACUGAUAUUGAAUGGGAUCCUACUGGAAGGUACGUUGCAACUGCUGUAACUUCAGUCCACGAGAUGGAAAACGGUUUCAACAUAUGGUCCUUUAAUGGAAAGCUCCUCUAUCGAAUCUUGAAGGAUCACUUCUUUCAGUUCGCAUGGCGACCAAGGCCACCAUCCUUCUUGACCCCGGAGAAAGAGGAAGAGAUAGCUAAGAAUUUGAAGAAGUACAGUAAGAAGUACGAGGCUGAAGAUCAGGACGUAUCUAUGCUACUGAGCGAGCAGGAGCGCGAGAAACGAAGAAUGUUGAAGGAGGAGUGGGAGAAGUGGUUGAAUGAAUGGAAGAGAUUGCACGAUGAAGAGAAGCUGUUGCGACAGAAGCUUCGGGAUGGUGAAGCCAGUGAUGAAGAAGAGGAAUACGAAGCCAAAGAGGUCGAAGUCGAAGAGAUUUUGGACGUGACGGAGGAAGUUUUGUCGGAUGAUUUUGAUCAGGAAUGAGGUUGUUGACCCAAACAACCUUAUUGCAGGCAUGAAAUUAGGUACCUUCUUCCUGCCUUAGACCUCACCAAUUACUCAAAAUGCAACUUGGGAAUGUCCUUCAAAGUUUUAAGUUUUGUUUUGGAUGCCUUAUUUGUUUGUUAUGAUAUUAUCUCACGUCAGUAACUCAGUUAUAUAAUGUAUUUUUUAUUCUCUUUUAGCCA